Vicugna pacos (alpaca) is the source of this 2458-nucleotide messenger RNA. RefSeq names its product solute carrier family 16 member 10 (gene SLC16A10). Gene Ontology annotation, molecular function: transmembrane transporter activity. Lineage: Eukaryota; Metazoa; Chordata; Mammalia; Artiodactyla; Camelidae. Gene Ontology annotation, cellular component: basolateral plasma membrane. The record is from RefSeq and is a predicted model, not a curated record. Gene Ontology annotation, biological process: transmembrane transport.
CACCGCCCUCACCUCGGCCUCGCUAGCCCGCCAGCCCCACUCGGCGGCUCCUCCGCCAGCCGGCGGGGAACUCACGCCCCUCGCGCUCCCCCGGCGCCCGAGGGGGCCGCCUCGGGCCAUGGUGCCCUCCCAGGAGGAUCCCGCCGCCGCGCGGGGGACGAGCGAGGCGCAGCCGCCCGGCCCGGCGCCCCUUGGGGCCGCUCCGCUGCCCGGCCUGGGACCCUCGGACAGCCCCGAGGCGGCGGCGGCCGAGAAGGUGGAAGUAGAGCUGGCGGGGCCGGCGGGCGCCGAGCCCCCCGAGCCCCCUGAGGGCGGCUGGGGCUGGCUUGUGAUGCUGGCGGCCAUGUGGUGCAACGGGUCGGUAUUCGGCAUCCAGAACGCCUGCGGGGUGCUCUUCGUGUCCAUGCUGAAGACCUUCGGGUCCAAGGACGAUGACAAAAUGGUCUUCAAGACAGCAUGGGUAAGUUCUUUGUCCAUGGGGAUGAUUUUCUUUUGCUGCCCAAUAGUCAGCGUCUUCACAGACAUACUUGGUUGUCGGAAAACCGCUGUCAUGGGUGCUGCUUUUGGAUUUGUUGGACUCAUGUCCAGUUCUUUUGUAAGCUCCAUCGAGCCUCUGUAUUUGACCUAUGGAAUCAUAUUUGCUUGUGGCUGCUCCUUCGCCUACCAGCCGUCAUUGGUCAUUUUGGGACACUACUUCAAGAAGCGCCUGGGACUGGUGAAUGGCAUCGUCACUGCCGGCAGCAGUGUCUUCACAAUUUUGCUGCCUUUCCUUUUAAGGGUUCUGACGGACAGCGUGGGCCUCUUUUACACACUGAGGGUCCUCUGCAUCUUCAUGUUUGUUCUCUUUUUGGCUGCCUUUACUUACCGACCUCUUGCUUCCAGUGCCAAAGAGAAAGACAGUGGAACCAAAGGCGGCAACAGAUUCUCCCUCUUUUCCAGGAGAAAAUUCAGUCCUCCAAAAAAAAUUUUCAAUUUUGCCAUCUUCAAGGUGACAGCAUAUGCAGCGUGGGCAGCUGGAAUACCACUUGCACUUUUUGGAUACUUUGUGCCUUAUGUUCACUUGAUGAAACAUGUGAAUGAGAGGUUUCAAGAUGAGAAAAAUAAAGAGGUGGUUCUCAUGUGCAUUGGCAUCACUUCAGGCGUCGGACGGCUGCUCUUCGGCCGGAUUGCAGAUUAUGUGCCUGGUGUGAAGAAAGUUUAUCUACAGGUCCUCUCCUUUUUCUUCAUUGGUCUGAUGUCCAUGAUGAUUCCCCUGUGCAGCGUCUUUGGGGCCCUCAUUGCCGUCUGUCUCAUCAUGGGUCUCUUUGAUGGAUGCUUCAUUUCCAUCAUGGCCCCCAUUGCCUUUGAGUUAGUUGGUGCUCAGGAUGUCUCCCAAGCAAUUGGAUUUCUGCUCGGAUUCAUAUCUAUACCCAUGACUGUGGGCCCACCUGUUGCAGGGUUACUUCGUGACAAGCUGGGCUCCUAUGAUGUGGCAUUCUACCUCGCUGGAAUCCCUCCCCUUAUUGGAGGUGCUGUCCUUUGUUUUAUACCAUGGAUCCACAGUAAGAAGCAAAGAGAGCUCGGUAAAGGCACUGAAGGAGAAAAGAUGGAGAAAAUGUUGGAGAACCAGAACUCUCUGCUGUCGAGCUCAUCUGGAAUCUUUAAGAAAGAAUCUGACUCUGUUAUUUAAUGUCAUAUACCUCCACCAGACUGGACUUGCUUUCAGAAGUUUAAGCAAGUUUUCCUUUUAUAUAAAUUGCAAAUUUCUUAUUUUUUUAAUCACACCUUAGGAAUAGCACGAUAAUCGGGAAAUAGAACCCUUAUUACUACAAGAACCAUUUUCUGCCAUUGAAUAGCUGUCCGAUAUUUCCAUGAGUCUGAGGGUGGAGACUCAGACUCCAGUUUUCAUGUACAAGAAAACAUGUCUGAAAGUCAGAUAUUGUGACGAUAUGAAGCUCUCUCAGUAAAAAGCAACUCUGGAAACUGUGAAUGCUGUUUAGCUUGUACAAAUAUUUUAAAAUACCUCAAGCUAUACAGAAAGGGUUGCAGUUUGGUUAGGACUGGAAAUAUUGUUUGUUGUCUCAUGUGGUGUUUUUCAUUUUGGUAUCUGUUUUAAUUCUUCUGCUAUUUGGGAACUUCUUAACAGUAUUAAGCCUGGAUUCUAGAUACUAUCAGAUCUACUAAACCUCAAGUCUAUGUUAAAAUUACUUCCCUGCUGUUAAGUAAGCUAUGAAAUUAAGUUAUUCAGACUUGCUCCAGUGUCAAGGGACCUUCAUGGAGCAGGUGCUAAUGGUGUAUUCAGAAUCAAUCUGUGAGAUGAACAGGAUCCUGUUCCUAAGGGCAGAGCAGUUCAGAAAUCAGACUUUUCUUCCAUUUAUAUUUUUUCCCUUCGGAUUUGCAGUGUGUUUCACUCAAGCAGCCAGAAACACCCCAAAUUUCUGAAUUUGUUUAAAUUGUAACAAUGAACUAAAAUAGAAUG